AUGAAGCUACACAGUCUGAGCAGUCCUCACCUUUCUUUUCAUGUUUGCUUCAUCUUUUAUUCUGUUAGCCCAUCAUCCCUAUUUUUACACAAAACAGCAUACAGGACCAUUGGAAAGACAAGGCUGACAAAAUGGCUGUAUGAUAAAACUCGAUGUAUAUUCCUUCCCAUUUACGGAGGGUUUCCAGUGAAAUUGAGGACAUUUAUUGGAGAACCUAUCCCAUAUGAUCCAAAUAUAACCGCUGUAGAGCUGGCUGAAAGAGCAAAGACUGCACUUGAAAAUCUUCGGGAUAAACACCAAAAAAGGCCCGGAAAUAUAUUAAGAGCUCUUUCAGAAUGAUUUGAUAAGCAUUACAAAGCUAACUAGUCCAUAUAAAACAGUUGCAGUGUUUCUGACAAGAUGUCUGUAAUAGGAACAUUAAUCAUUAUGUUAUUAA
Zootoca vivipara (common lizard) is the source of this 436-nucleotide messenger RNA. The record is from RefSeq and is a predicted model, not a curated record. Lineage: Eukaryota; Metazoa; Chordata; Lepidosauria; Squamata; Lacertidae.